This is a messenger RNA of Fusarium musae, 392 nucleotides long. RefSeq lists its product as uncharacterized. The record is from RefSeq and is a predicted model, not a curated record. The annotation marks the transcript as partial. NCBI's taxonomy places the organism in Eukaryota, Fungi, Ascomycota, Sordariomycetes, Hypocreales, Nectriaceae. The transcript has a single exon.
AUGGCGGAUAAGAUAGCGCAGCUUGAGCAGACGAUCAAAGACCUUCAGAACAAGAAUGGAACCAGCACGGCACCUUGUCAAGCUGGCGCGGCAGAAAGCGCGAUAGUGCCAACGCUCAUAGAGCCUCUUCCGACCAUUGAGGUUGCGGAUGGCAACAUGUAUCCCACUCGGUCGUUUUACGACACUACAUCCGCGGUCCAUGAUCCUGGGGAUACGCCAUCGCAAGCAACAACGGGUCAAAUCACUGUCGCACAUAGCCCCGAAACACGUCAGCCUCUACCCAUGGAAACACCUGAGUUAAAGUUCUGGGAGGAUCAAGCCGUCGAGAGCGCAGCAGUUUAUCUCACCAUUCCAGAGGAAGUGAUUCGACGUCUUUUCGCGACGCAUUGGAC